Oryzias melastigma (Indian medaka) is the source of this 1443-nucleotide messenger RNA. It is a transcript of the gene socs9, whose product is annotated as suppressor of cytokine signaling 9. Gene Ontology annotation, molecular function: 1-phosphatidylinositol-3-kinase regulator activity. Gene Ontology annotation, cellular component: phosphatidylinositol 3-kinase complex. Lineage: Eukaryota; Metazoa; Chordata; Actinopteri; Beloniformes; Adrianichthyidae. The record is from RefSeq and is a predicted model, not a curated record. Gene Ontology annotation, biological process: intracellular signal transduction; phosphatidylinositol phosphate biosynthetic process. The coding region runs from base 1 to 1443 and encodes 480 amino acids. The transcript has a single exon.
AUGGAGACUAGGAACCAAACAUCCUCCUCUUCGUCGUCUCCCCAGAGGGACAGUUGGAGGUGGCUGGGCUUGGAAGCUACAACGUCAUUACCGGGACAAGAACAGGUUACGGCCAGGGCGAGUGUGGCGACGGUUAGCACCGCCACAGAAUUACCAGUGCUCAUUGAAGCGGAUGGUAGAGGAUCGAGCAGCAGCCGGACUCUCAGGCAAAAAAUCCAAGAUGCCAUGGGGCAGUGUUUCCCUAUAAAGACGCACAGCGCAGCGGCAACUCCAGUCCCACAGUCGUUCUGCUCAUCCUCAUCGGCUGCCUGUGCUUCCUCCAAGCGGAAGAUCCAUCUCAGCGAGCUGAUGCUGGAAAACUGCCCAUUCCCUGUGGGGUCAGAGCUGGCUCAGAAGUGGUAUCUCAUUAAGCAGCAUACAGCGCCCAUUACUCAGUCUCCCCUGCUGGAUUCUGCCGUCGUGUGCAGUGCCCCGACUUCAGCCAUGGCCGCUGUGGUGGAGGAUGUUGACGAUAGGCUGCGAGAGCGGAGGCGCAUUAGCAUCGAACAAGGCGUUGACCCGCCACCCAACGCAGAAAUCCAUACAUUUGAGGUGACGGCACAAAUUAACCCCCUCUACAAGCAUGGCCCAAAACUGGCCCAUGGAAUGAAUGAGUUAUCUGGACCUGACCGAGCCUCCGUUCAGCAGCAGCAGCAGCAGCAACUUCUUCUCCAACGACAGCAGCAACACCAACUUCUUUUACAGAGCUGUUUGGACACCCUAGAUGAAGUCGUGGCCUCGGCGUCGGCCUCUGCUCAUAUCUCCGAUACAGCUCCCGACCUCUCGCUUGACCCAGAGGUCACAGUGACCGAUCCAAGCUCUGGAGCCUCGCUUCCUCAGAUCGAGCACCAUAAUUGCCAGGAUGCGGCUUACCGCAUCCACACUCAGAUCGAUUACAUUCAUUGUUUGGUUCCAGACCUGCUGCAGAUCACCAGCCUCCCCUCUUACUGGGGGGUGAUGGACCGCUACGAGGCAGAGAACCUGCUGGAGGGAAAGCCUGAGGGCACCUUCCUCCUCCGAGACUCCGCGCAGGAAGACUACCUCUUCUCCGUCAGCUUCCGCCGCUACGGCCGCUCCCUGCACGCGCGCAUCGAGCAGUGGAACCACAACUUCAGCUUCGACGUGCACGACCCCAGCGUCUUCCACGCGCCCACCGUCACGGGACUGCUGGAGCAUUACAAGGACCCCAACUCUUGCAUGUUUUUCGAGCCCCUUUUGUCCAACCCCAUCCACCGCACACAGCCUUUCAGCUUGCAGCGCAUCUGCAGGGCUGUUAUAAGCAGCUGCACCACCUAUGAUGGCAUCAACUUGCUACCCAUUCCAAAUGCGUUGAAGAAGCACCUGAAAGAAUACCACUAUAAGCAGCGAGUACGCGUACGGCGGAUGGAUACAUGGUGGGAAUGA